AUGAAGCAAUUAGAGAUUGAGGAAAUUCAAGGAGAAGCAGGCCAUUCAAGUGAAAAUGAAAAUCAACAUGAAGGGUUGGUGAAUGAAAUCAUAGCAAUGUUUGAAAGGUUGGAGCCUUCAUUAUCAUCAGAGUGUUGUAUAUACAGGGUUCCGUAUCAUAUUCGCAGAGUGAAUGAAGAGGCCUACACUCCUCAGGUAAUUUCAAUUGGCCCUUUUCACUACAAUAGCACAAGAUUGAAACCAAAGAAAAAUCAUAAGGUAAGAUACUUAAAGAGUCUCAUGCACCGAGCUAAGCCUGAGAUACACUUGAAGACAUUAGUGAGCAGUAUAAAGUGGAUGGAAGAAAGCAUUCGUCGUUGCUAUUCAGAGACUAUCCAGCUUAGUAGCAAUGAUUUUGUAAAAAUGAUUUUGGUGGAUGCAGGCUUCAUUCUUGAGCUUUUUAUCAGAGAAUUUGAGAGAAGAAAUUGGGAAAGUGACGAUCCUAUGUUAGUUGAAGGAUGGCUGCUUUCAACGGUUUGGCGUGACUUGGUAUUACUUGAAAAUCAACUUCCAUUCUUUGUUAUUGAGAAAUUAUUCCAAGUUGCAUUUCCCUUUAAGUCAGGCUCUUAUUUAAUUGAGCUUACUUUUCAUUUCUUUAGAGAAAUGAAUUUUCAGAACAAAAGCCCUCUUUCCAAUGUGAAAAUAAAACACUUCACAGAUCUUUUUAGAACCUUUAUGCUACCUCCAUCUGACAGGCUACCAGAAGCAGGCAAUAUGAAGGUUAAACUUUUGUACUCUGCAACCCAGCUGAAUGAGGCAGGAGUAAAGUUAAAGGUGAGUCCAAGCAAAUGCUUACUUGACUUGAAGUUCACAAAUGGAGUUUUGGAAAUCCCACAGUUCCCUAUAUACGAUACCGCAGAAGCUUUGACUCGAAACGUUAUAGCAUUUGAGCUAUAUCAUUAUGGGGAAAGUAUUGCAUAUAUUACACAUUACUAUUACAUGCUUCAUUCCCUUAUCAAUACUACCAAAGAUAUGGAUUUACUUUGCGACAAGGAAAUCGUGGUUAAUUACCAAGGUGACAACAAUGCAAUGACUUCUAUUGUAAACAAUCUUCACACAAAUAUCAUAUGGGUAGGUUUGAACUCUGAUUACUGUCAUCUCUGUGAAAAUUUGAAUGUCUUCUACAAGGACCAUUGGCAUAGAUGGAAGGCAAUGUUAAUGCGUGAUUAUUUUAGCACUCCUUGGAGAACUGCUUCGACCAUUGCUGCUGCCAUCCUUCUAGUGCUUACUCUAAUACAAACUGUAUCCUCAAUCAUCCAAGUAGCAUAG
Messenger RNA from Quercus lobata, 1308 nucleotides. Its product is annotated as UPF0481 protein At3g47200-like. The record is from RefSeq and is a predicted model, not a curated record. The coding region runs from base 1 to 1308 and encodes 435 amino acids. The transcript has a single exon. Lineage: Eukaryota; Viridiplantae; Streptophyta; Magnoliopsida; Fagales; Fagaceae.